Drosophila mojavensis is the source of this 5291-nucleotide messenger RNA. RefSeq names its product LON peptidase N-terminal domain and RING finger protein 3. The record is from RefSeq and is a predicted model, not a curated record. Bases 1342 to 4398 code for a protein of 1018 amino acids. Gene Ontology annotation, molecular function: metal ion binding; protein binding. The transcript has 7 exons. Lineage: Eukaryota; Metazoa; Arthropoda; Insecta; Diptera; Drosophilidae.
CUCAAUGCCUUCAUUUGCUGUCGAACAGCGGCCGUGGCAAGUACAGCAAAAAUUAGUUAGCGCUCGCGCGCUUACGAGCAGCAUUCGAACACGUUGCCCUACACACACACACAGCUGGCGCCCUCUCCGCUCGUCGCGUAAUCGUAACCGUAACCGUAACGUAAGCGCAUUACAAAACAACGUCAACGCGUCGUUAUUUUGUCAACGUAACCAGCAGUGCUUUUGUCGUUAUUAUAUGCGACUGUGUGUGCGUGUACGUGUGUUUACAUAUAUAUGUGUGUCUAUGCUCAAUUCGCUAAGCAUAAAUUUUAAAAUCAGUUAAUCCCAAGCAACAAGAAAAGGAAGAGGAAGAGAAAAAACAAAACGUAUUUGUUUGCUCCGCGCGUUAUGUGUAAAACCCGUCUGUGGGUUACGUAAAGCCGAGUUGUUGGGUUCUUACAAAACAAAAAGGCAAAGAAAAAACGCAAAGGCAGAAGUUACGCGCACGCCUCGACUAAAGACACAACAAAAUCAUUAGUAAAAAAAAAAGGAAAAAUAUAGAAAAAUUAUAAAAAGAAAUUAAGAAAUUGAGCUAAGAAUUUUUUGCACUGUUUUGUUGUUGUCUCGCGUGUGGCAAUAAAUUUUGACACAAAAGAAUUUAUUGUGUGUGCGUACGUGCGUGUGAGUGUCUGUGCGUGUGUGUGUCUGCUCAGACAGGAGGCGCGGUCGUGCAGUACAAGUAAAAACGAGAAGAAGAAGAAGCAACCGCAGUAGCAGCAGCCGCCGCAACAGCAGAAUCAGCAGUUGUCAGUGCGACAGAUGCUCAAUCGAGCGCGUCGUCGCUUCCGCUGACCCAACACCAACACCAACACCAACAGCAGCAGCAGCAGUGGCAGCCGCAGCAACAAAUCAGCAACUCCAGUGACUGCCAAACUGCGAAGGGCAACGCACGCGUCUUCGCUCUCAAACAAAAAAUAAAAAUAAAUAUAACUAAAAUUAUAAAUUAUUAUAUAUGUACAUGGCAUAUAUAAAUAUAUACAACAAAAAUCUAAAUUAAUUGAGUGAUAUUUUUGGAGCUGAUAUGUAGAGCUCAAAAGUCGUUGCCAUCGACCAGCAGCCAAUGUGAAGUGCAUGAAAAAGAAAGAAAAUAUAAACGCAUAUUUAAUUUUAAAAUAAAACUGUGCAAAAACAAAAGAGAAAAGGAAAUAUAACAAAAAUAAGUCAAAACUGUUGAAAAGCAGCGCCAAAUACUGCGACGUCGCGUUGACGUCGACGUCGUUGAAUACGUGACAACGCUCACCUACGAGCAGCAGUGCAGCAGCAGCAACAACAACAACAAUAGCAGCAGCAACAGCUGUCAGGAUGCCGCUCUCACAGGGCUACUGCAUGAAGCCCUCGUUGUCCAACAAACGCGCGCUGAAAGCAAUGCGCAAGGAGAAUCAACAGCAGCAGCUGCAGCAGCAGCAACAACAACAGCUGCAGCAGCAGCAACAUCAGCCUUUAUCCAGCUCUAUGCAGGCGCUGCUGCACAACAACAGCAACAAUAAUAACAACAACAGAAAUGUCAAGUCGAGCUCACUGGAGCUCUCCUAUUUGAUUGGCGAGUCCUUUGCGCAAUCGGGCAAUCUGCCACAGGCUUUGAAUGUCUACGAACUGAUAGCCAGUGGACAGCAGGACGGCCAUGUGCCGUUGGACAAGCUGUCCUCGUUGGCCAGCGCCUUGACGGCGCACAUCAGGCAGCUGGGCAGCUCGGCCACGCGUGAGUCGCGGCUGAAGGCUCAGUAUCAGGAGCUGCUGCAGUGGACGGCGCUGGGUCUGGGCCUGGACCUGGAGGCGGAACAGGAUCUGCUGGACACGCGGGAAUUGCGUGUGCCCAGUCCGGUCUUGGGUGAGGAUUACGAUCCACUGCUCUGUCCGCUCUGCUCGGAUCUGCUGCGCAGUCCGGUGACCACGAACUGCGGCCACACGUUUUGUGGCCAGUGCUGCGAGACGAUCACCCAGUGCAACAUUUGCCACAUAAAGUUUCCGCGCAGCGCCGAGCGCAUGCCGCAGGGCGUGGCACUCACCAGCACCACCAGCACCAGCGCCACUGCGAGUGGCGGCGCCAUCAGCAGCAUCAGCUCAACUCACUCGCCCAGCUCUUCGCUGCGUUUCAUGACGGGUUUGCCUCCUGCUCCAAGUGGAGGUAGCUUUCAGCAUGGCCUCGGAUUGCGUCUGUCGAUGGCGGCACCCACCACAGUGACCACCACCACGGUGGCGUCCACCACAGCCACAGCCACCACAACAAUGGCCUCGAGCAGCUCGGCCUCGGCGCUGGUCGCCGGCAUGGGCGGCGGCUAUGCGCUGGGCGUGACCACGGCCAUGAAGUUCAUGCCGGAUGUCCUCAUCAGGCACCUGGUGGAGAAGUGGUGGGGACCCGAGCUGCAGGCCAAGAAGAUCAUCGAGAAGGCGACCAGCUGCAUGCAUCUCAACCGACUCGACGAUGCCCUCAAGUUCUGCAAUGCCAGCCUAGAGAAAGUGCCGAGCAACUUUAAGAGUCUCUGCUUGCGCGCUGAGGUCCUAUUGAAGCUGAGCCACUAUCAGAGCUCCCUGGCGGACAUUGAGAAUGCGCUCAGAACGCGCUGCACUUCAGCCAAGGCUCACUAUCUGCGUGCCUUGGCCCUGAGCGGCUUGGGCCGCUUGGAGGAGGCGUUGCUCAAUGGCUUCUUGGCCAUUUGCCUGGACAAAAACACAAAUCUCAGCAAUUCGGAAAUCUUUCAACAUGAUCUCGCCAAGAUUCUGCAACGUCUUUUGGCUCAAACGCCCAAGAGUCGUGAUCCUCUGCCGUCGCUGGCUGCGCAGCAGCAACAGCGCAGCAAAGCACCGUACACUCUGCUCUGGGAACAGCUGCGUCGCCGCAGGAAACAGCAUCAUCACCAUGUGCACCUGGACGAUGUGGAGGACGACUUCAGCCUGAGCUGCGAGCAGCAGCACUACGACAACUACAUCAUGGACGACGAGGAGGAGGUGGUGGAGGCAGCGGCCAUGGACGGCGACUUUCUGUUUCCCAGCGCGCUCGACUACAUCGAUCCGCGCCAGGUGUACGAUCAGCUGCACAGCGCCAAGCAGUUCGAGCUGCAGGCGCGUCGUCGUGCCAGUCGCAAGCAUUGCCGCAGAAAAUGGGCAGCGGCGCAGGCAGCGCAGUUGACGCCAGCCGCGACGGUCGAGACGGGACGCUGCAGUCGUUUGGUCAGCGACGUCCUGGAACGCACGCAGCAGGAGCUGCAGCGACUGAGAAAAUUGGAUAGCUCGGAGCAGCGACAGGUGUCGGUGGGCAGUCAGCUGAUUGAUGCCAGCGAUUUCGACUGCGUGCUCUGCUGUCGCACGCUGUGGAAGCCGGUGGUGACGCCGUGUGGACACACCUACUGUCUGGUAUGCUUGGAUCGUUGCAUGGAUUACAACUCCUCGUGUCCAUUGUGCAUGUCACCACUUGUGGAACUAAAUGUCAAUAAUCUGUAUCAGGGCUCAUCCUCGCCAGUACCCUUUGCGCUGGCCAAGCGGCCAGUUACGAAAUUCCUAGAAGCCGCAAUGAAACGAUUCAUUCCAGACCACUACGAAACCAGAUUUCGACAGGAGAUCGACCAGGAGCCGUCGGUGCCCGUAUUCAUAUGCACCGCCGCCUUCCCAUCGGUGCCCUGUCCGCUGUUCGUCUGCGAUCCGCGCUAUCGCUUGAUGGUGCGACGGGCCCUCGAGUCCGGCGACAAGACGUUCGGCAUCGUCCAGCCGCACAACGGCAAGUCGCGCUACUAUGACGUGGGCACCAUUCUGGAUAUCAGGGACUGUGUGCUGCUGGGCGACGGCUGCUCCAUACUGAGCACCAUUGGCUGCAAGCGCUUCAAGAUCUUGGCGCGCAGCGAAAAGGAUGGCUAUGAGACGGCCAAGGUGGAGUACAUCUACGACGAGCCGAUUGCCAUCGAUCAGGUGCAGUCGCUGGCCACGCUCCAGUCCCUGGUGCUGGCCAAGGCCAUUGUCUGGUUCGAGAGUCUGAGCAGCGAGCAGAAGCACGAGAUCUUCCAGAGCUAUGGCCAAAUGCCGCCGCUCGAGCACAGCUGGGAGCUGAUCACUGACGGACCCGCCUGGGCCUGGUGGAUCAUCGCGCUGCUGCCGCUCUCCCAGCAGCUGAAGGUGGACAUCUUGGCCACGACGUCGCUGAUGAAACGUCUGCGUGCCAUAGACAAGACGCUCGACUGGCUGCGCGAGCUCAGGCAGCGGCAGCCGCAACAGCAGCAGCAGACGCCGCAGUCGCAGUCGCAGCUGCAGCCGCACGAUGAUCUCAGCCUGGACUGCGAGGAGCAGGUGGCCGUCGAUGAGGGGGCAGCCAACGGCGACGAGUGCUGCCUGUACGCCGAGCCACACACAGACGAGGAGCUGCUCGUGUAGUGCAGCAGCCUCUCUAAUCAUAGAUCUAGCUUUAGUUAUAUAUAGAUGGUAUAUGUAUGUGAAUAGCGCUAGGUUGUAGCCGUAGUCGGGUGUCUAAAGCGUUUCUCAAUGUGUAAAAGCAAAUUCUGUGUCUAAAAGCCAUUCGUAUUACACUUUAACUGUUAUCCUAGGGGCCAAAACGAAAAGGUAUAUAUAGAUCUAUAUAUAUAUUUAACUUAGCAGAACCAAAUUAUCAGUAGCAACUGUAACUGUAACUGUUAGCUAUUAGCUGUUAGCUGUUAACUUUAACUAUAACUGUAACUGUUAACUAGCAAUGUUAAGCAACUGUAGCUAUAAAUACUGUAAACUAAAUGUGUGUAAACGUUGAACUCGAUGUGUGUAGCAAAUGAGAGAGAUUUACAAUAUAUAUAUAUAUAGUACUAUAUAACUAUCCAUAUAUCUGUAUAUACAUAUAUGAGUAUAUAUAUACUACACAUACAAUCAAAAGUCGCGCCCCUAACAAUCUAGAGAGCCACCCCAUAUGUAACUUGUUGAAACCGUUGUAAAACAAAAAAAAAACAAACAAAAACACAUUCCAAAAUCAAGUAAAACUGUAAACUAAAUUGAAUUCUCUGCAGCAAAAAAGUAACUUUAACAACAACAACAAGAAGAACAACAACAACUCAUGGUUUCUACAACACAAAUUUUUAAAGAGAAAUACCAAAACUAUGUAAAGGCCAAGAAAACUUUUUUGAAAUGAAUGAAGUGGAGAAAAAAAAAAGCAGAGAAAACUCCUUGAGAGUUUUUUUUUUUUUUUUCCUUAAAUUCUGUUUCUUUUUCUUAGACUAAGCGGCUGGAACUAUAAGACAAUCUGCAAACCUAUUUUUUCUUUGUUAUAUACUCUAUAUAUAUAU